This is a messenger RNA of Sorghum bicolor (sorghum), 2030 nucleotides long. Its product is annotated as F-box/FBD/LRR-repeat protein At1g13570. The record is from RefSeq and is a predicted model, not a curated record. NCBI's taxonomy places the organism in Eukaryota, Viridiplantae, Streptophyta, Magnoliopsida, Poales, Poaceae. The transcript is spliced from 3 exons. Gene Ontology annotation, molecular function: protein binding. Bases 131 to 1765 code for a protein of 544 amino acids.
UCGUCGGUGCCUCGGUGGACUCUGGACAGUGGCACCGGUCCAGCAGCCCCUCUCCGCAAGCGUGCUCUCGCUACCGUCUCCCUUCCCAAACCCCCAUUCCCCAACGUCAAACCCUACUCCGAUCGCCGCCAUGGACGCCGACGGCGGCGGCGAACACGAAGGCCCCAUGACGUACGCCCAGGCACAGCAGUUCUUCACGUCCAUGGAGGGCCCGACAGCGCAGGAGCGCAUCGACUACAUCUUCGCCUCCCUCAUCUCCCUCCUGCCGCGACCCUUCGUCCCCGCCCCCGAGGUCGCCGGCGACGACUCCGACUCCGACUCCGAACACGAGCGCUUCUCCCUCACCUCCUCCGACUCCUCGGAGGCCUCGGGCGGCGUCGGCGCGGACCCCGCCGCCGCGUUCCAUCCGGCGGCGGUCGGCGACGGCGAGGACCACAUCAGCCACCUCCCGGACGCGCUCCUCUCCAACAUCAUCUCGCGCCUCACCACCAAGGAGGCCGCGCGCACCGCCGUCCUCUCCACGCGCUGGGGCGGCGUCUGGGCCGCCACCCCGCUCCUCGUCGACGACGCCCACUUCUUCGGCGCCGACCGGCACUCCGACAUCCCCAUCAUGCGCGCCGUGUCGCGCUGCGUCGCCGCGCACCCUGGCCCCGUCCGCGCCGUGCGCGUCACCCGCGUCUCCUUCCACGCCAACGAGUACCCGCUACAGCGCCUGGUCGCGGACCUCGCCGACAAGGACGUCAAGGACCUCAUCCUCUUCAACCGCCCGUGGCCGCUCAACAUGCCGCUCCCUGUGGACAUCCUCCGCUGCGCCUCCCUCGAGCGCCUCUACCUCGGCGUGUGGCACUUCCCGGAGAUCACCGCAGCUCGCCCCUCCGUGUUUCACGAGCUCCGCGAGCUUGGCCUCUUCCACUGCGUUGUCCGCGACAAAGAUUUGGACACCCUGCUCGCGCACUGCCCGAAGCUCGAGAUCUUCUCCAUCGUCAUGUCCUACGGCGCACCGUCACGCCUCCGCAUCGUGUCCCCCAGCCUCCGUGUUGCGGUGGAUUGGCAAUCCACCCUCCGUGAGGUCUCUGUUGAAGACGCUCCCUGCCUCGAGCGGAUGAUCUUCCACACCAUUGAAACAAGGAGGUCCAUCAAGAUUGUUAGCGCACCUAGGCUGCAAGUGCUCGGCUUCCUCAACCUCAACUUACAUAAGCUGGAGAUUGGUGGCACUGCAAUCAGGGCCGGGAUGAACGUGGGGGCCAGGGCCAUGGUUCCGAGCUUGAAAAUACUCGCUGUGACUCUUCAGUUUGCAUGCAACCAGGAGGCCAAAAUGUUGCCCACCCUACUCAAAUGCUUUCCUCACCUGGAGAAGCUGCAUGUCCUGGCCAUUCCAUCCAAGCCCCCUAGCAGUGCCCAUGGUCUAGAGUUCUGGGAAUCCCUGGAUUCUUGCGAGUGCCUUCGGUUGCGUCUGAACACUCUCAAUGUUUAUGGGUGCCUGGUGCAGACAAACGAGAUCGGGUUCCUGCAGUACAUGAUCAGAGAGGGGAAAGCACUCAGGGCUGUGGGCCUUUGCCCCUCACCUAAUAACAAGGUGGCGAUGGACUUGGUCUUAGCUUCUUUUGAGAGCAAGGAAGCAUCUUUUGUUGAGAGCAAGAGAUCAUCAAGAGGUGGAAGCAGUGCUGAUGUUAUCCUUGCCGAAAUCAAUGGUAGCCAGAUCUUCCAAAAUGCCAUCGACAUGUCAAUAGAUGACCCCUUCUUCUCGGACAACAUUCCACUUUGAUCCUCGGACAACAUUCCACUUUCAUGUUCCUGAUGCUGCUGUUGAUGCUUUGUUACUGCACAUUCAUAAUUUGGCUAGGGAUUUUAUGACUUUUAUUCUACUUAUUCAAGAGGUUUUAGUGAAUUCAGCAUGGGGAGAAACUUAGACAUGGGUGCCUGAAAGCAAGUUUAUUGCAUCUAAUUCUGAGUUAUGCUUCUGUUGAGACAAACUAUUAUUUUGAGUUUGCCAAGUACCUUUUCUGUAUGUUGAUUUGGUCACUUUUGCC